AUGUCGAAGCCUGAUGAACCAACCGUUGUGCAGCUGGAGGAUUACAAGGCGAAAAAUAAACCGAAUCUGAUGACCACCUCCUAUGGAGCUCCAAUUGCCGACAAAACAAAUGUGCUUACGGUUGGACCAAGGGGUCCAAUGCUAAUGCAGGAUGCUGUGUAUAUUAAUGAAAUGGCCCAUUUCGAUCGUGAACGAAUUCCUGAAAGGGUGGUCCAUGCCAAAGGAGGAGGUCUGUUUCUAUCUGAUUACGCGGCCCUUGUGACAAAGCAAAUCCCUACUCUACAGAUGCCAUAG
This is a messenger RNA of Haemonchus placei, 294 nucleotides long. The record is from the annotation of a GenBank genome assembly. NCBI's taxonomy places the organism in Eukaryota, Metazoa, Nematoda, Chromadorea, Rhabditida, Trichostrongylidae.